Molecule: messenger RNA, 609 nt
Organism: Sungouiella intermedia
Lineage: Eukaryota; Fungi; Ascomycota; Pichiomycetes; Serinales; Metschnikowiaceae
Source: the annotation of a GenBank genome assembly
AUGAGUGUCACGUCGUUGAACCAAGAAGAGAUGGAUGCCAUCCUCUACGAUGCCAGAGAGGGCGACCUCGAGUUCUUAAAACUGGCGUUUCCCUCCAUCAUCCCUGGUCUGCUUCUUCCCACCGUGAAGGACAGCAUCACCUUGAGUACUCCAAUCCACAUGGCAGCAGGAAAUGGCCAUUUGGAGGUGAUGGAAUUUUUUUUGUCGCUUGUGAGUGCUGAAAAAGCUGCUGAGAUGGUCAAGGCCAAGAAUGACAGCGGAAACACUGCGUUACAUUGGGCUGCUUUCAAUGGACAUUUGCCAGUGGUGAAGGCAUUGGUAGAGAAGUACGGAGCCGAUGUGUUUGACAAGAACUCUUCAGGCCAUGACGCCAUUUUUGAGGCUGAGAAUGGCGGUCAGGAGGAAGUGGAGAACUGGUUUUUGCUGAAGUUUGCUAUUGAAGACGACAUCAAGGUGGACGACUCUGGAGAAGACACCAAGAUCACAUACACUCCAGGAUCCGAGUCCCAAAGAUUGGAUGACGAAGCCUCCGAGGCUGCCAAGAAGUUGGCUACCGAGAAGAAGGAUGUGACCGAUGUGGAGUCCCAGACUGCCAAGUUGGAGCUAUAA